Messenger RNA from Helicoverpa zea (corn earworm), 8627 nucleotides. It is a transcript of the gene ed, whose product is annotated as hemicentin-2. Gene Ontology annotation, biological process: cell-cell adhesion. The coding region runs from base 310 to 4065 and encodes 1251 amino acids. The record is from RefSeq and is a predicted model, not a curated record. Lineage: Eukaryota; Metazoa; Arthropoda; Insecta; Lepidoptera; Noctuidae. Gene Ontology annotation, cellular component: cell-cell junction. Gene Ontology annotation, molecular function: cell adhesion molecule binding. The transcript has 11 exons.
AACCGUCGCCCGCGUACAACGUGUCCUACAUGUUCGCCCCGAACGGAAAUUUCGCGCCAAAGUUUACAUUCAGGAUUGGAAAAUGAGAUUAUGUUUUGAAGUGCAUCAAGUUUGAAAGUGUGGAAACUGCUCGUUCUAGUCAAUUAAACUGAUUAAAGUGUAUCGGCCAACAGAAGUGUAAACGUUUACUUUGUGUGUGCGAUGCAUAACAGUUAAGUUGGAGUUAAGCACUUAUUAAAACUGUGCAUGAUGGGCGCAUAAGAUUUGUUUCCCAGUGUAUAAUUGAUAGAAAGUAUUCGGACUGCCAACAUGGGGACCAAUCGGCUGCUUUCACCAUUUACUUUGCUGCUGAUUUGUACAGCGUGGUGCUCGGUGCGGGCUGAGGAUGAGCAGCACGACGCUCGGGAGGGCGAUGACGUCACGAUGCAGUGCCGCUUCGCCCUGGAGCCGCUCGCCGGCGAGUCCCUCACCUACUACUGGGUGAGGAGCACCGCCAGCGGCCACGACAACGUAGCCAUCGGCAACAUACCGCUCGAGACUAAUUACCAGAUCUCGUACGCGCCGACGGAGGGUCGUUUCGACCUGAUGGUGUCGAAUGUAUCGUACGAGCGGGACAACGGGCGGUUCGAGUGCCGGGUGAAGGCAGGAGGGUCGGGGCGUACGCUGCACGCGCAGGGCCACGCGCUCACCGUGCUGACGAGCCCGCGCGCGCCCGUGCUGUCCCCGGGCUCGCACGCGCAGUCGCAGGAGGGCAGGGAACUCAACCUCUCCUGUUCGUCCUCCGGAGGCUCGCCCGAACCCACCAUCAAGUGGUACCGUGAGGGUUCGACCUACCCAUUGGAUGCGACGAUAGCGCACGCCAAGACCCGGUCGGAGCCGACCGUGGCGACGCUGACGCUGAUGCCGACCAGGGAAGAUGACGGCGCCGUAUUCCGCUGCGUGGUGUGGAACCGUGCCAUGUCCGAAGGCCAACAGCUCGACGCCUCUGUCGAUCUCAGCGUCAAUUAUUUUCCUCGAGUGGAAGUUGCCCCCGAAAAUCCUUUGCGAGUAGAAAUAGACGGAGUUGCGACCAUGGAAUGCAAAGUAGAUGCGAAGCCUAAAGUGAGCACUGUAAGAUGGACUCGAGACGGCAAAUACAUUUCAAAUUCUUUCACACACACGAUUCAAGGAGUUACAGUGCAGGAUGCGGGGAAAUAUACGUGCAGUGCUGACAACGGCUUGGGCCGGCCUGGAGAGAAAGAAAUGUACCUAGAUGUACUUUUCCCUCCUAGUGUCACAGUUGAGUCCAAGACUUAUGAAGCAGAGGAAGGUGGAAAUGUUGAAAUUCGAUGUGAAGUCUCUGCUAACCCUGAACCAACGUCUAUUGAAUGGACGAUGGAAGGGAAACCUGAGUUCCAUCAGAGUGGUAACACUCUCACUUUAUCGAGAGUAAAUGCCGAUAUGGCUGGAACUUAUGUUUGCAAAGCUGUAAAUGUCAUAUCAUCCACUAAUGGAAAACGCACUGAGCGCUCGAACAGCGCAUCUGUAGCUGUGCUCGUGCGACACAAGCCCGGUCGUGCGUACAUAAGCCCUGACAGACCAGUCGCCCAAGAAGGUGCCGGAGUCACUCUUACCUGCAGCGCGAAGCCACCUGGCUGGCCCGCGCCGCAAUACAGGUGGUUCCGAGACAUGGACACAAGUCCGGAUGUAAAGCCUGCAGUGCUAGCGACAGGGAAUCAAUAUUCUAUACCUAGUGCACACCUUGGAAGUGAAGGUGUUUACCAUUGUCAGGCUACAAACGAAUUAGGUCACGGUGAGCUCGCUUCUGUCACACUAGAAGUUCAUCAGCCGCCUCGUUUCCAAACCAAAUUGCAAACACACAUGACGAAACGCUCGGGAGAGCAAGACUUCACGGUCACUUGCAGCGCACUCGGCAAACCGCGACCGAAUGUUAAAUGGUUCAAAGACAAUACGGAGAUUAAAGCUGAUACUAAUUUGUACGAAGUCAAAACUGAUAUAACCGAGAGCAGAAAUGCCGUUUACACUGUUCAAAGUACCCUUAAAUUUAACGGCAAGGCGAGGCCGAAUACUAAUGACCUGUUGCCCGACGAUAGAGGUAUUUAUUCCUGCGCUUUCGAGAACGAGGUCAAAAAAGUCGAGUCUACGAUGCAUCUUCGAAUAGAACACGAACCCAUAUCUAUUCGGCAACAUAAUAAGGUCGCCUACGAUGUUAUGGAAACUGCUGAAAUAUUAUGUAUAGUCCAAGCUUACCCCAAACCAGAGUUCCAAUGGUUUUAUGGAUCGAACACUGCCCCACUGCAGAUGUCUUCAGACGGCCACUACGAAAUAAAUACGACGACAGACAACAACGACUCAUACCGCAGCGUUCUUAAAAUAAAGACCGUAAAGCCUCAAGACUACGGGGAAUAUUACUGCAAAGUGAAGAAUUCGCUAGGGAGCAUACGCCCUCAGAUAAAGUUACAGCCGAAAGGCGCUCCAGAAUCGCCUCGUUUGUUGGAGAGUCAGAAAGUGGGUCCGACGUACGUGACACUGAAGUGGGAGUCUGGGUUUGACGGUGGGCUGUCGAGCACGAAGUACUUCGUGCGUUACCGGCGCGUGUCGCUGCGCGGGCCCGGUUCGUCGGCCAGCGCCGAGCACUGCGCCUCGGACCGCACCUCCGAGUUCGACUGGAUGGAGUACGACUGCGGCCGCAUCAACCCCUGCAACGUUACCCGCCUCGACCAGCACAACACAUACUCCUUCAAGGUGAAAGCGGUGAAUACAAAGGGGCAGAGUAAUUACUCGAAUGAGAUCACGGUGACGACGAAGGUGGAUAAGAUCAACCCGCCGGAGCAGGUGACGUACGACCCGAGCUCGCAGGCCAUCGCCUUCACCGUCACCCCCACGUGCCUGUCCCUGGUCGGCGUCGUCGAGGGACUCGCCACUAUGGGAAGUACAUCGGGAUGGCAGGUGGUAGAUACGGUGACACUUCAUCUGUCUGGUGCUGUGGCUACGGUACAAGAGGCCACUGUGGAACUGCCCAGUAAGACUCGCACAUCGACCCGCCACGUCACGGACCAACCACUGGACGACUUCAACCCUCGCAUACGCCUCAAGCUUUGCCUUCAAGUCAAUCAAGACGUUUGCAGCGAAUACACCGAAGCCGAGAUUGGAACAUCGUAUAUCAAGGAGACAUCGGCUCGCACCACGGCCGCCAUUGUGGGGAUAUUCGUCACUACUGUAGUAGUCCUACUAUUUGUUGGACUAUUGUUACUCAUCUACCAGUGCAGACGCAGGCCCAACAAGAAAGACAGAUCCAAGAACUACGAAAUGGACUCAAUGCGACCAGCUAAAGUGACGCCACAGAACCAAGCGCCGCCGCCGUAUUACCCUAGCUCGGGCAUGGAGAACAAAGCUCUCGAACAUUCCAUGGACAUGGCGCUAUCCAUGGAUGACUCCAAAACUGCGGUGUACGCAACACAGGGAGGGUACUCGUACCACGUGCCUCCACACACGCAACCUCAUCCCGGACAACCGAUGCCGAAUUCCGAUUGGGUAAACAUGGGCUUCAUAGAGAACAGCUACACGAACAGUAACAACGGGGGCAGCGUGAACUCGCAGGACUCGUUGUGGCAGAUGAAAAUGGCGGCGGCGAACAACGCGGCGACUCUGCCCGCGCACCAGGUGCUGGACCGGCAGAGCAACUACGACUACGACCCGAUCUCUCACGCGGGCUACCGCAACAUCGACGACUACGCGCACUACUCGCACCUGCCGCACGCCAGCCAGCCGGCCGCGCCCAGCGACUACGACAUGCGAGCCGCGCAGAACCCCUCCCGCCAGGAGUACUGCUCCGAUCCCUACGCCUCCGUGCACAAACCCAAGAAACGCAUGGAUCAACAUAUCGAGUCGCCGUACCAUGAGGUGAGCGGUCUGCCGGAGUACGGCAUGCGCGGUGGCGCGGAGGAGGGCGGCGCGGAGGAGAAGCCGCUGCACAUGUCGCUGGGCUACGACGAGUCGCUGGAGUCGGGCUACUCCACGCCCAACUCGCGCGCGCGCCGCGUCAUCCGCGAGAUCAUCGUAUGAACACGGCUGUAAGCUGGCCGCGCGCCGCUCGGCCGCUCGGCCGCGCUCGUGUCGCGUCGCGCCCCGAGUCCGCCCCUGACUUCCCUUCACUUGUUGCCCCCAUCUGCAGGCUCAACAUAAACUCUCAUUGCCAGUCAGUUCGAGAGCUGUUACUGCGUGAAACUCGUAUUGUAUGUGAAGUUGGCGGUCAUGCAUCGGAACGGAUUUUGCACAGCUGGUGCCCUACAAAUGAUAACAAGAUAAGUGUAGCUAGUGCGUGAGAACAGUAAUUCUGUUGUGAUAAGUCGAGUAAAAUAUUUUUAUACAGGGAAGGAAAAUUGAACUAGAUUAAGCCAGCCAGUGUGACGGACUUACAAACUUCGCGAGUGCCGUGAAACUAAAAGUGUUAUUAUUAUAUCGUAAAACGGAAAUCAAAUUACGUUUUCACAGGUGAUUAACUGAAUCUUUUUUUUAGAUUUAAUUGUCAUCAUAAACGAUAGACAAUAAAUCUUGAAGUCGAUAUAAAGUUAUGAUUCCUUUUGGGGCAUUUAUGUUAUCUAUAUGCAAUCAGGUAUAAAAUGAAACCCCAGAUGGUUAUAUUCCACUUUUUUUCUCAAAUAUUAUAAUGAGAAAGAUUUGGAUUUACUAUUCUUGUAUAUCUUUUUUAUAAGUUUCAUGAAGAGGUACUGUUAAAUAAUACAAAGGUAUUUAAGAUAAGGAAGUUGCCAUAAAAUCGCUUAGUUCUUAAAUUAAAAUACCUUUCUGUCGCGAAGAACUGGUACAAAAGCGAUAGAACGUAUUAAGUAAGCUCUUUUUCUUAUAUAAGUAAAAUCUAUUUUGCCUUCAUCCUUCAUAUAAAUUUCGAAACUAUAAAGGUUUCGUACGAUAACGAAUGAUAUGUGAUCUCCAUAGCUCAUAUUUUGUAAAUGUGGUUUAUAAUUGACUUAUGCAAGUAUGGUGCGAGUGGUGUAAAUAAAUCAUCGAAGUGUAGAAGUAUAGUGAUCAUUAUCGACAUUGUCAAUUGUGAUGCUAGAGUGUAUGGAACGUUCGUAGAGUUUACGAGCACUGAAGUAAUGGAGCCUUCAUUUGGCCUGACAGAGAUCGCGCUCGCUAUUCAUUUGUUUCGGAACAUUCCCAUUCUGAUUUUGUCAAUGACCCCGCCGUUCAUUUCAAUUUCGACGAAUUUGGAACCACUAACAUUUGUGCUAUACAUUCAGCUCUAUUCGAAUAAAAUUAAUAACGGUAUAAGCUAUACAAAUCCACAGUAUUAAUAUACCAACAACAUUUUAAGAGAUCUCAUUAUUGGACAAGAAAUUAUGUGCUGAUUUAAAUCUCCAAGCAAUAUUCUGAGCCAAAUAAUCUUGUCGAUGUCCCGAAAUUCCUGGUAACGCGGCCUUAAGACGUGAUCUGGUAAUAGCGUAAAUUCUGUAUGAAUUGCAAUGAUGAUACAAGAAUACGACUCCCCCGGAACAUUGUUUAGCAACAGCAGUAAUUACAUUUUAUUCUAUAUUAAAAUGAGUUUGCAGAAAAAUAAUUAAGUUUUCCAUCACAGUUUCAUUCAAAGUAGGUUAGAACGUUGAAGCACACAAAACAAAUUAUAACCUUAGGAUCUUUUGCAGACACACGAGUCAAAUCAUGUUUGCGCAAAUAUUAGUUUUCCAUUACGCUUUUGUUGCGUGAUCUUAUGUCAUGUCACUUGGUAAUUUCUAGUCUCUUAAACUCUAUUAUGUUUGAAAGGAAUUCAAACGGCAUUCAUCACAAUGCAUUAUUGGAAUAUUGAGGAGUUCAGAUCUUUAAUAGAAUAAGAUUAAUUAUGAGAAUGAUGUUAUUGGUUUCACAAAUAUUAUGAUAAGGUAAAUAUUGGUUAAUUGUAAAUAUACACCCGUGUUAUGUCAAUGUUUGUUCUGGGAUGAUACUCUUGAUAUUAUUUUCUGGUAGUGAUGGGUUCUUAGGGCUCAGAUCUAUUACGCGUAAUGAUCUAGAUGUAUGGAAUAACAACAUGUUUUGGCUGCAGCCAGGGGCGUAGUGAGGGUUUCGUUCAGACAAUGCACUGCGGUGUAUUGAUUUCUAUCACAAGUGUCUUCAGGUUGCCUAGGGUUGAGGACCUCGAAGCCAAAUCUCCUCAUUCCUAGAUAACCUCUUUGCGCGCCAUGCCCGUGGUUACAGCCCUCGACAAAAGACUGUCAAACUAGAAUUCGGGGACAUGUCUGUGUAAUAUUUCACAUAGUAUGUACGUGGCACAUUUAAUUAUGUCCUUUAAUGUAUUACCUGAUUCAAAGUAUACAUUGCAGGACGUGAAUUUCAAUGUCGCAUUCGCAUUCUUUUACAAGCAUACUUAUUUUUUUGAACAUCUUUAGUAAACGCUUUUUUAGGAAAUAUGACAGACUUUGACGAUGUUGAGAGCCCCCUAAAUGUUAUUUUUAAUUACUAGUUUCAGUUACGGCUAACUGUGACAUGAAUUUACUAAGCACUGCCUUUGUGGUACUACUCAUACAUGUUUAUUGCGAAAGUGUUAAGAAUGUCUAUAAAGUGCUAAUUUCACGAAUUUAUCAAGUGCUUCUUUUCACGUGUAAAGCACUAUAAUUUAUAGGCAUCUAAUAUACACAUUUUAAUCUAAAAUUCUAGCUAGAUGCAAUAUGUUUUUUUUUUUGUAACUAGAAACUUAUGUGGUUAAGCAUCUAUAGAUUUUUUAGACUGUGACGGUCAGUCUAAGGUGCCUACGACAUACGAAAGUUAUAUUUUAUACAAUUCAUCAGAUAUUUUUAAGUAGAUAUAUAUUAUCUACACUGAAAUGACGUAUAUUUAGAUACUUAAUACAAUGCAACUGAAGUUUAUAAUUAAUUUCAAAAUCUACUUAAAAACUUAAAACAUAAAACAUCGCUUUUCAGAAACUUAUUUUAGAUUUAUAUCUGCGAAAGUAGGUAAAUGAAUUGUGACGGUUUCAGGAGUUUCCCAAGCUAUGUUUUAGUGCCAAUCUACUAUAAACGUUAUUAUGAACGACUACUUAAAUAAGAAACACGAGAUUUUGAGUUUCGUUUAUUUCAAUCAUUUGUAAAUUAUAUUAUGUUUAUAGUCUGUGUUUAAUUACACUUUGCGUAAUUUGGUAAUUAGCGGCACUAGAAGCUUGAUUUUUGAUAACAAUUAAACUAUUAUUUCCGAAUUUUAUUAAAGUACAGAAUCCUCUCUAAUUAUUCCUACCAUCAAUCCAUUUUGUUUUGCAUAAGUUGUAGCUUAAAAUUACGAAAUUGCCCACCUUAAAAAGAAUCUUCAAUUUUGUUUUCUCAUUAUUUUAAUAAAAUUAUAAAUUUUAGAAAUUAGAGUAUUUAAUAUUUUUUUUUAAUUGACAUUUUUAUUUAUUGUUUGUGUACUUGUCCAACGGUAAAUGUGAUGGCAGAUGUUAAAUUAAGUGGGUGUUACAUUAUAUUUGUAACUUGUCAAUUAUUCUUGUAGCGUAAGGACGUAGAAGGUUCAAAUCUCAUUUAAAACUUUUCCGUAUCGCAAAUAGAUAUUAAAAUGUACGCGUAAAAUGUUUAGACUUUAUAUUAUGGGGGAAAAGUCUAUUGAUCUCUUAUUUCAAAUACACAUGUGUGUAAAUGUUCCGACAAUCAAUGAUUACAAACGAGGGAAAGUAUUUGACACGCCACCGUUCAUAUCGACUUCCAUUCGAGGAAAUUAAUAAAUGAUUUUCCGAUUCACUAUGUACUGUUUAUCACCUAUUACGUCGUACAUAUAUUUAUUGCACUUUGUGAAAGCAUGUUUUCGCGUUUCAGUCUUUUCUCACAGUGAUUCUGACAGGUUUAUUUUAACACUGCCAGGUAUAAUAAGCUGAUUAUUUUUGAAUUAUUGUAAUUCACGUUGAUUGCAGUUCGCGACAAAUAACUUUAUGUUACUGAAGUUAGUACUUGAUGUCUCACGCAAGUAGUGUUUUGUUUGUUUAUUUUUGUAUUGUGAAGUCAAUAGUAAUAGCCGACUACGGACAAGCAAAACUUCUCGACUAGAUCUGUAGGAACGAACAAAAAUGCACAAUGAGUCAAAUGGCUAACUUAGAAACGCAAAGUUAUUUAUUGCGAACUUUACUGCUAAAUGCUCAACAAUUAUACUCACAUAUGUACGCAUUAUGAACACUGCCUAUAUAUAUUUGCUUAUUUAUAUGUAUAAGAAAACGCAACACAUAAUUUUAUAUUAUUUCAUAUUAAAAUGAAAUUUAAAGGUGACCAUCGAUAUUUGUAAAUAGGUAGGUACUUUUUUACAAUAACAUUGUAAUUUACAAUAAAUAAGUACUUAUUAUAUAUAUAUUUGAUAGGUUUUAAUUAAUAUCUAACCACGUUUCCAUUUUCUUGGUCAUUGAGUUCACUUCGACAAGUUUAAUUAUAGUCGAAAUUAUAGAUUAAGCAAUGUACUCGGAACGUAUGUUGCAGAAAUUAAACGCAAUACUCUAGGAAGUGGAAAUGAGGAUUAAGAUUUCCAACAAUGAACAUCAAAUUCAUUGUUUAUUAUAGAUAAGUAUUACAAUUAAUGUUACGAUUUGUAUAUAGUACUUUAAACCACAAGUAAGACUUAUUAAAUAAAUUUUGUCCAUAAUA